AUUAUCAAAAGAAAAUAACUUUAACUUUACGAAAAUGUUCUCGGAACUUUAUCAUUAAAAAUACACCAGGUCGAAUACUCCCGUGAAUAUGAUCAAUAAGUACAUACGAUCGAUAUUACUGUUAUCACGCAAUACACAUGAAAACUAUUAUAUAUAACUCAAAAAUAUACCUCCUCGUGCAAUUAUGAUUUGCACACAUGUAUUAAACUAAGUAAAAUAUAAUUAUCUUAGUAUUCUCGACAAAAAGGUGUCGGCAAUCACUGUAUGUAAACAAUGAAUUAUUUCUUCACGCUCAUGUUAAACUGUAUGUAUUUAUUUAUCGUAAAACGGUCCAAAUGACAAUUCUUCUUAAUUUGGAAAUACUUUUCAAUGUAAUAGAAUAAAAAUAGAACAUAGAAAACAUUUACACAUUAACAUGCACAUUUCACCAGAAAUAUGGAAAACAUACGCUCACGCUAAAAUAUUAUGUUUUUAAAAAACAUUAAUAUACACAUACCAAAAUUAUGGAUUUUAGGCUCACUGACCACUCAUACUUGUGCGUCAAGGAUGUGCAUUCACUGUAAAAAUAAGAAACAUGCAUGCAAUAAAGUGUUAGUUUAACAAUAAUAGCGAAUCUCGCAUUACUAGAACUAAUUUGACAAAUGCGCGCUAAAUGAACUAUAUCAAACCGAAAAAUACAGAAACCCGACAAUAGAAAUUAUCCUACACAUACCUGAUAUUUUCAACUAUAACAACCACAUGACUUUGGACAAAUCUUCAAUACAAAAGAACAUCCAACCCCGUCAACUUUCAGCAGCGAACUAACUGGAUAAAUAUCUACCCGUAAAACGAAAACAAUAACCAAGCGUGCAUGACUAGCGGGAAAUCUAUACCCGGACUAAACUCAUUUGCAUAACAAUGUAAAGAUAAUUCACAUUAUAUAAAGAGACCAGUUUCUAUACAAUAAAUUCUAACACUUUAAUUAAAUGAUUAAAACAAUUUAUUAAAAGAUUUAACUGCUAUCUUUUUAUUAUUUAUUUUCUGACUUUUAUUAUUUUUAUAGCAAUGGUUUCACAAUAAAUUAUUUAGAUUUUUUUAGUAACUUUUAUUUCAUAAAAUAAAACACAUAUAUAAAAUUAUAUUCACAAACAUCACAAGACCACUAAAAAUGUCACUAUUACAAAUAUGCUAAUCAGUGGUCAUUAGUGGAUAACAUGUACCUACAAAAAUAGAAUGGAUUGGUUAAAAGUAGUUUAAACAGAGAGAAGUAAAUGAAAACAAAAAAUUGGUAUAAGUGCGGCACUAUGAACAUCAAAGGCCGUUGAUUUAUACUUAAACAAUCACCAUCCUCACCGAAAAGAAAAUGCUGGCUGACCCGUGUUAAGAGAGAGCCAUAUCUCUUGCACGUUAAAGACACCCUUGUAGAUUUCGAAAAAGAGUAGGCUAAUGCCGCUACAAGGCAGCACUCGCACCCGCAAAGUGGAAAGGGAUUAAAAUAAGUUGCAAAACUUGUUUCCCAAUCCACUAUAAAUAAAUAUGUUUAAACUAAAAGAAAAUGCAUGGCUUAAAUGUUGUAAAAACCAAGCUUAGAGAAAAAAUAUAUAAACUAUGGUGAAAUGUAUGAUCAUCUUCAAUUGCAAUCAUGGUUCGUCCACGUUGUAAUGUAUGCAAGAAGACUGUUACGAUUCGACAAGAUGCUUUUCAAUGUGACACAUGUGACAACUGGCAGCAUCGUCUAUGUGAAACUGAUGACACCUUACCAGAUCAACUUACAGAUGCUAUUGAUCAGCCAACAUACUCAGUUGUAGAUGGUGCUUCUCAGCGAGGAAAGCGUAAGCUGGUUGAUGUAGAUGGAUAUACUUACACAGUAAAGAAAGGUGAUUCAACAACCUGGUGGUGUUCAGUUCGCAACAAGACAACCAGUUGUUUUGCUACUGUCUUACAGAAAGGUGACAACUUUACUGCUGGUCGUAAAUCCCACUGUCAUACUGCAAACCCUAGUACUGUUACAGCAGUCAAGAUUACAGCUCAGGCUAAUAAAUCAGGCUCGCCAAGAUGUCUUCAGGUCUGCAGGUGCUAUUGUAGAGACAGCUAUCCUCCAACAUUCAGACCCAUCCCAACCAGCAGGUAGCAGUAUAGAGACGGGGAUUUAACCGCAAGUCAACUUAUCCGAAUGUGUGGUUUGUUGAACGGUCGGUCUGCGGAUUAAAAGACAUUUCGUUUUCUGAAUGAAAACCGCUCAAUGGUUAAUUAUGUGAUUGAACAGUAUUGAACAUUUAUUGAACAUGUAAACUUUUUGAGAUGAACAGUUAUAUGAAAUGAAUUUGAUUCAGAUAAAUCAAAUUAUUUAAUGUAUUGUUAUUCUUAUCUGUUAUUGAUUAUAGUAUCUAAUAAAAAAUAUAUAAAUCUUUUGCAAUUUGCUUUAUACAUGCAUAUGCUUUCUGGUUUCAAAACUAUUAGAAAUGCAUUCAAUAUACGAAAUAAGACAUAUAAAAAAGAAGAUCUCGUAUCAUUGCUUAUGAGACAACUCUUCACAAGAGACCAAAAUGACACAGAAAUGAACAACUAUAGGUAAUCGUACAGUCUUCAACCAUGAGCAAAACCCACCCAUACCUCAUAGUCAGUAAAACAAUUCAAACCGAAAACGAACUGACUGCCAUACUUAUAUAAAAAAAGAACAAAAAACAAAGUGUUAACACAUCAACAAACAACGUGUUUAUGGCAAUAUUCAGUAAAAAAUCUCUCCAAAUAUUCUAAGGAUCGAGCACACUUUGACACUUGAGGAUUUUUUUUUAGAUAUAAAUCCUAUCAGUAGAUAAAUCAGUAGGUAAAUAAUAAAAUAUGAAGCAUUAUAAUGUUAAAAAUAUUUUCUACUAACACGAAAAAACUAAGACAUGUUCAACGCAAUGUUCAGUAAAAAAUAUCCUUUUCAUAUUCUAUGGAUCUACCUCAGGGUAAACUGGGAUACU
Messenger RNA from Mytilus trossulus (common blue mussel), 2948 nucleotides. RefSeq lists its product as uncharacterized. The coding region runs from base 1622 to 2110 and encodes 162 amino acids. The record is from RefSeq and is a predicted model, not a curated record. The transcript is spliced from 4 exons. NCBI's taxonomy places the organism in Eukaryota, Metazoa, Mollusca, Bivalvia, Mytilida, Mytilidae.